Messenger RNA from Spinacia oleracea (spinach), 2574 nucleotides. RefSeq lists its product as uncharacterized. NCBI's taxonomy places the organism in Eukaryota, Viridiplantae, Streptophyta, Magnoliopsida, Caryophyllales, Amaranthaceae. The transcript has 2 exons. Bases 888 to 1433 code for a protein of 181 amino acids. The record is from RefSeq and is a predicted model, not a curated record.
GCUCUAAAUAGUUUUCUCUCUCCUCCAUUUCCCCCUAAACCACAUGCAUUUCUCCACCUAAAGUCCCCGACUCAAAUCGCCGGCCACCGCUCUCCUGCGAAGCCACCUCAAUCGGAACCCAUCAAUCUUCUCACUUCAGCAUUCCGCCUUCUUCAAUUACCAUCAGAUUCUCAAAUAAUAAGAACAACACAAACCCUAAUUCAUCUAGUAUGAAAGAUGUCAAAGAACCCAAAUGUGAAGCAAGCCCAUUAAUGGGGUUAACAGAAGUUUUAAUACUUAAAUCCUGUUUCGAUUGCCCCUAAAAUCAUUAGGAAUUCUCAAAUGCGUAUGCAAUAAAUUGAAUGCCUUAAUCUCAAACCCCUGUUUCGCCAAAUCUCAUCUCGAAUUAUCAGUUUCUACCACUCCACCCUUAACCAUCGCUAUGCUACAACACAAUACCAUAUCCUCACUCAACUUUAGAAGUCACACCGAUAUAACUGAGGGCGUAAACUUAACCCCAUGGAGCCGACAAUUCUAUAAUGAUGACAAGUUUUAUAGUUGUUUUCUUUUCAUUGUUGGAUCAUGCAAUGGUCUUCUAUGUGUUUACAUUACGGAGGGGAAAAGUGGUGAAGAUUUGAUGUAUCUUUGGAACCCUCUCACCAAAAAAAACCAAGGAAAUCUUAUUGCCUGUUGGUGGGAAUUCGACUCAUGUUCAUGUAGAUUCUUGCUGGUUCGGGUUUGUUCAAUCCUUAAAUGACUACAAGAUCCUCUUGGUAUCUACAGUUUCUACACGUUUUCCUUUCUAUGAAAGGCACGUGCAUCUGUACUCAUUAAGGAGUGACCAAUGGAGGGCAAUACGUGUUAGUGAUGAAGGUUUUACUUCCAUUUUGAGAUCUAACUCAGUUUUCAUGGAUAAAGCAUUGCAUUACCUUGGUCACCACGGGUGCUUUCUUAAAUUUGAUUUGGUUACUGAAACCUUUGAGAGUAUACCCUUUUCAAUUGAGCCCAAGCUAUUCCCGAGUGUCGAUCAGAUGGUGCUUGGGUUAAUUGGAGAAUGUCUGUGUGUUAUCUUUGUACAUUGCUCCAAGGAUGACACUGGAGAAGACUCUGACGAAGACUUCGCGGAUGAUGAUUGGAUGUUUGAGCUGUGGAGGUUGGAGGAAUAUAACAACUGGGGUUCGUGGAAGAGGUUGUAUAGAAUUGACUUGCGGGUGGAGAUGGCUCAACGUUGCACCCAGUUUUUAGGGCUCACAUAUAAUGGCAUGAUUUGCAUUCGAGCUGUGGAUGAUGGACUAAUAGUCAUGGACCCAAGUCGAAAUCCACCUUCACAUGUCAUUGUUAGGGAGUCCGGUGUAAAGGUUUACAAGAUGAUUGAUUACGUGGAGAGUCUUGUUUCUCCUUUUUCUCUUGAUGAUGCUGCUGCUGCUGGAAAUCUUGUAUGGGAUUGUAAGUAAGUAAAUAAAAUGGGUCUUUGGAAGUAGUUGACAGAUUAUUAUGCCAAGUUCAAGUGUUGUGAAAUCAAUAGACAAUAAAGGGGAUAUGCAAUCAGAGGUAUUUGUUUCAGAUGGAAUCUGACAAUUUGCAUCUGAACGUGGCGUUACAAUGAUGAGGUAAAGGAAGAUUAUGUUUUGUUCAUUGUUCAUGAUAUCUUCUCUUAUGCUUGUAAGUUUGGUUUUUAUUACUGAGUAGUUUUAUGCAUUUGCAAUAGGAAUCCCUUUCCUUUGGUAGAAAACAGGGCUCGGGAAAUUGUACUUUUGGACAAGUUUGGUGUUUAACUAGGUGAUUACUAUGCUUCCUGUCAAAAUUUCCUUUAGCUAAAUAAUUUUACAGUGUUUGACUAUGGCUAAUAGGGCUCAGGAAAUUGUACUUUUGGACAAGUUUGAUGUUUAACUAGGUGAUUCCUAUGCUUCCUGUCAAAAUUUUCUUUAGCUGAAUAAUUUUAGUGUUUGACUAUGCUUUGUUAUGAAAUUGUACUUUUGCACAAGUUGGUACUCUGCUGUCUAUGGGAAUAGGUGAGGAUGGAGGCAAGAUAUACAGAGUAUAUGUUUUCCAUUUCGUGAUCACGAUUCUUGUCGAUAUACAACAUCCCAUGGAGUGUCUCAUUCACCAUAGAUCGUUCUGUGUAAUGCUGGUUUAAGUUCAGGUUCAGUCGUUCCCAUGUACGGGUCCUUCAUUUUUAGAGGUAUGCAGGUAAACUGUUUGGGACGAGAAGUAUGUUGUGAAUUUGUAAUCAUCAGUGGAAGAAUCCUACCCAAAUCCAGAAUACCAAAGCCAACUAAUAAGUUGAAAAUCGGGGGGUGCAAUAUCGAGCCUCUCAUGGGUGAUAUGGUUCCAAAGAAAGAAGCUACCAUGUUCUAGAUGGAAGCAGGUUAGUCCAUGGCAUAACAGAGUGGUUAGCUUGACCAAUUUUGAUAGAAGUAAGUUCCUUUUAGUGAUGUUUGUAAGGUUUAGUAUUACAUGUUUUGUAUGCUAAGAAGAUUUUGUAGUCAUUCAAUGAGGGAACGAAGCCGAACCAAUAGUCACUAUUGAUUUUAACUGAAUUCUGUACCUGAUUAUUACUUUUCAGGCAAUAAAAUUUGUUUUUGUUCUUUUGUA